Messenger RNA from Adineta steineri, 738 nucleotides. NCBI's taxonomy places the organism in Eukaryota, Metazoa, Rotifera, Eurotatoria, Adinetida, Adinetidae. The record is from the annotation of a GenBank genome assembly.
AUGGAAGGAUUAACAAUCAAGCAACAAAACGGAUUCACUUAUUUUGUAUAUGAUAAACCUCAAGAAAAUUCUGAACAAAGAACGGUAAUUAUCGGAGAAAAUCGAGAAGAUAAACAAGGAAAUGUUAUUGGUUAUAAUUGUAUUUAUCGUUAUGAUAUUACAAUUGGAUGUUGGCAAAGAUUUCCUGUAGAAUAUUCAAAUCUUGUAUAUAAUCGUAUUCGAGUUUCAGAGUAUAAUGAACAACUUGUAACUAGAAUUAAACCAUUAGAUCAACAAUUUUCUGAUUUAGAACAACUUUCAAAUCAAAAUAAACUAACAUUACCAUCUAUUGCAAAAGAAGAACGUAUUCCAGAAGAUGUUGUUGAUUAUGGUUCACGUUCAAAAUUAAAUAGUUUAGCUGCACCACCAGUUGCACCACGUCAAAGUCGACAAAAUAGUGCAUGUAGUGUUCGAUAUGCUUCCAGCAGCACCUGUUCAUCGACGUCUUGUUAUCGAAUCAAUCCUUUUACAUGUUCAACGAAAAAAAAAACAUUUGAAAAAAUCGUUGAUAUUAUUAAACGAAGAGAAACAAUAACAAUGUUUGAUUUAGGACUAAGAUUUUUACGUGUAUAUGAUGGCAACUUUAAUUAUCGAGAAGGACAUGAAAUCACAUAUGUUGAUUGUUCAGUAGGUGAUAUUGAACCACGACUAGUAUUGAUACUUAAUUAUAAAGGUCAAUAUACAAAUGUACAUAUUUAA